This is a messenger RNA of Zychaea mexicana, 840 nucleotides long. Its product is annotated as plant-metabolite dehydrogenase. The transcript is spliced from 8 exons. Gene Ontology annotation, molecular function: oxidoreductase activity. The record is from RefSeq and is a predicted model, not a curated record. Lineage: Eukaryota; Fungi; Mucoromycota; Mucoromycetes; Mucorales; Lichtheimiaceae. Bases 1 to 840 code for a protein of 279 amino acids.
AUGGCAACAAUUACUGGACUUGCAAGCAAAAGACAACUCAAUGACGGUAACGCUAUUCCAUGCGUUGGUUUUGGUGUUUAUAACACCAAACCUGGCAUUCAAACUGAGCAAGCUCUCCUUUGGGCUUUAGAGGCUGGUUAUCGUCAUGUCGAUACUGCUUCUUGCUACCGAAACGAAGAAGGUGUUGGCAAGGCUCUAAGCAAAACACAAGUGCCUCGUAGCGACAUAUUCGUUACCACCAAGCUCUGGGAUACGGAUCAAGGUUAUGAAAAGGCUUUGGCAGCUUUCGAUAAGAGUAUUGGUAAGCUCGGCUUAGAUUAUGUGGAUCUGUACCUUGUCCACAGUCCUUCUCCCGGCACCAAGCUUCGUCUCGAAACAUGGAAGGCAAUGGAGCAUUUAAAAAAGUCUGGCAAGGUUAAGAGCAUCGGUGUUUCAAAUUACGGCGUGCAUCACUUGAAGGAACUGCUUGAAGUUUGCGAAAUUAAACCCGUUGUGAACCAGGUCGAGAUUACACCUUAUCUCGCACGCACAGAUAUCGAAAAGUUUUGCAAGGAGCAUAACAUUAUACUUGAGGCGUACUCUCCCUUGACAAUGGGAGAAAAGCUUAAAGAUUCGGCACUUGUUGAGAUCGCAAACAAAUAUAACAAGAGCACAGCGCAUAUUCUCAUCCGAUGGUCCAUCCAACACGGUUACGUCCCGUUGCCCAAGUCCGUUCACCAAGAGCGUAUCGUCAGCAACACGGAGGUUUUCGACUUUGAGAUCAGCGAUGAAGACAUGAACACAUUGGAUGGUUUCGACGAGCAUUUUGUGACAGAAUGGGAUCCAACUCGCUAUGACUAG